Athalia rosae (coleseed sawfly) is the source of this 1686-nucleotide messenger RNA. Its product is annotated as urea transporter 1-like. Gene Ontology annotation, cellular component: membrane. The transcript has 10 exons. The record is from RefSeq and is a predicted model, not a curated record. Gene Ontology annotation, biological process: urea transmembrane transport. Gene Ontology annotation, molecular function: urea transmembrane transporter activity. Lineage: Eukaryota; Metazoa; Arthropoda; Insecta; Hymenoptera; Athaliidae. The coding region runs from base 129 to 1349 and encodes 406 amino acids.
AUAGAAUGUUUAGAUACAAUGCAACUAGACUACGCAUGUCAGUGUGCAGGUUUAUCAGUAGGAGAAACCAAGAAGCGGACCAGAGUUAAUUUCAUGUCGCGUGGAUCAGUCCGUAGAUCUAAACCGUCAUGUCUAGCGUAAGGCGGCAGGAAAAACAAUGGGUCUCUUGCAUCGGAGAUUUCACCCUUUCGCGGGACUUUUUAUCACGUAAGAGAACCGACUCACCUUGGAUAACUCUCAAAAUACUUGAUGCUCUCCUAAGAGGAUAUGGACAGGUGGUUUGUGCGAACAAUCCAAUCAGCGGACUGUUAAUACUCGCUGCUUUUACUGUAGUUACACCAGGUAUGGCUUUUAUUGCCACCUGCACCGGAGUCCUAGGUCUGUUGUUAUCGAUGAUGAUCGGGGAGUCCCAAGUUCACAUUGAAAACGGUCUCACCGUUUUCAACCCCCUUCUAAUUGGGGUCUUGACGCACCACGUUGUUCCUGACAUAUACGAUUCUCUUGAUGGACGUUUGUUGGUUUAUUUGUUGAUGGCGGUGGUGCUAACCGUUUAUUUAACGCGGGCCCUCGGAAGUGGAAGACUUCCGUGCUUGUCAGCCUCGUUUAACUUCGUUCAACUUAUCCUUAUAUUUACCCUGGCUUCGAGGGGCAACAACGCUGCCUCAGUGACCAACAAUACAACAAUUGAGAUAAAUGUUACGGAAACAUCGCAUCAUUCGGCAUCUGGAGAUUCACACUUUAACGAUCCAACAAUUUUGAACGUUACAAACGUCGAUGUGGAUUGGGGAAUGGUUUUUAGGGGUAUGGUGACUUCAUCCUCUCAGGUUUUUGCUGUGGACAACGUGGCUGUCUCUUCAAUAAUUUACCUCGCCAUCUUGACCUACUCUCCUAUAAUGGCAGCAUUCGCUUUUGCCGGGGCAAUGCUCGGUUCGCUCACCGGGUUGGUCUUCAACGUCCCGUUGGACGAGAUAUACUGCGGACUUUGGGGCUACAACGGCCUUUUGACGAGUGCCAUUUUGGGUGGUUUGCUGAUCAUCCUUGGUUGCCAAACGACGAUGGCGACUAUAUUAGCUAGCAUUUUUGCAACAAUUCUUCAAACCGUUUUGACUCCACUUUUUGCCAAGGCUGGUUUGCCGGUAUUAUCGGUGCCCUUUGUCGUAACGACUUGGCUUUUCCUGGGCCUCAGGGGUCCUGCGGGAUCGACUUUUGUCGAACCUGAAGAUUAUUCGUUUCCGGAAAAAAUGCGAUACGAAUAUAUCGAGUCGCAACAAACAACGGCUAUCUCUUCUCGGUCCGAAGAUUCGAACGAGCUUGAGAUUUUCAAGGCGGAAAGACAGGCGCUGAAAUAAAUUCGACGUCGGUUUAAAAAAAUGUCCGUCUUUACGGUCUCUCUGGUUUAAAAAACACGUCUUUAAAGAGAAGAAGAUGAAGAAAAAAAACUAACCACGAAAAAAUCUAUUUAUGAAAAUGAGAAAAUGAGAAAAAAAAAAAAAAUAGGUACGACUAAAAAUAAAUUGUCAGACUCUCUUCUCCGAGAUUAAAUAAUAAGUGCCUUUACACUAUAACGACUAUCGUGUAAGUUUAUUGUUAAAUGAUCGUCUUAUACGUAAUUUAUAAAAUUAGUAUCAUUAUUUUAUUGUUUUUAUUCGGUAGAUAUGGUGAAAAAUAAAAGUGAAGACUUCUUUA